UUAUGCCUUUGGAAUAAUAAUGGUUUGAGCUGUUUUUACUUAGUUUUGCAGGCCCUGAGCACCAGGUGAUUUUAUCUACUGGGUUUAAACCAGAGAAAGUUUGAACAACAGACUGGUACAGAUGAAUCACACGAGGUGACUGACUCCUCUCGGUUGUGGUGAAGUUCGUUGGACCGAGUGAUGCAGGGAACAAUGCCCUCCAACUCCAGCAUCCACAGGGAGGAGGAGCAGGACGAGAGGAUAAAUACAGUUUUGUUAUCACACAUCACAUGUUGCUGCAGCAGCUCCAGCCUUCCCCGUCUCUGCGCUGCACCUCUAACUGGCGAGAUGUGGCCACUGCAUCUGUAGUGCCUGCCACCUGUGGCAGCACUUCUAUUCCCUCUACGCCACAGAGAGAGAAAGAGAGAUAGAGAGAACAAAAAAGAGGGGGAGUUGAGAGAGGUCUGAGAGGAGGAGGAGAUCUUUCAUGAUAAGUGGACUUCUCACAGAGAGAGAGACCCUCGCCACACAGCCAGUUGACACAAAUGAAAGCCAGUAUCCUAAAACCAGCACGAUGCCUGGACUCAUUAACAAGGAGAACCGGAGCGCCCUGCCCCUCAGCGUCUCUGACAUCACUUCCUGUGUCAGGGGUUAUACUCUGGCUCUAACAGCCUCCAUGACCUAUGAAAAUAUCGAGGAUCACGCCAUCGAGGGGAUCUUCAUUUAUCCCCUUGAGGAAAAUUCCAUUGUCGUGGGGUUCGAGGCGAUGAUAUCCACUCAAAUCAUAACAUUACAAAUCAAGGACAAGGCAAAGAUUGAGGACUGUUACCUGGACAGCUGCAACACGUCUAAUGGAGGCCUGCAGAGUGGCAGCGGACACAUAGUGCUGGAUGAGGAUUUGGAGAGGACGGUGUUAGUGGUUAACCUUGGAAUCAUCCCUCCUAUGGAGACGGUCCAUAUUCUGGUCAGUACCUCCUCGGAGCUCUCCACCCUGCCCAACGGGGGCAUCAGGGUGUCAUCCCCACCGGUGUGCACACCUCGAGUACAGCGGACGAUCAAUGAGGAGCAGGGACUGUCCCCAAACUUCUCCAGAACGCGGGACAGACAUUCCUGUGCCACAAGUCCUCACGAUCAAACCCCCAACUCUCCUCAGCUGUGGUUGACCUCGCUGCUGGAGGAGGAGGCCAUCAACUCCAUGGACUACAAGUUUAACUUCCAGCUGGAGAUACGCGCUCCUUACCUCCUCGCAGGUGUCGAGAGCCCCUCUCAUGCCAUCCGAGCUGAUGCGGACCCUCUGGCCCGCUCCGCCACCAGCGUUGUCAUCACUCUGGCGGACAAAUACACGUACGACUGCCCUGUCAACAUCCUCAUUUACCCCAGCGAGCCUCAUCUGCCCCAUGUGCUCAUCGAGAAUGGAGACAUGACACAGGAGGAGUACGAUGAGUAUCUGCACGGCCGCAGUGAUUUCAUCAAGGCCACUAAGAAGGACUCCAGCAACGAGAGGAAAGUGGAUAUCAUUCACAGGCGGCUCCAUAAGGACAUUCUCCACAACCCUGUGGUCAUGCUGAACUUUUGUCCUGACCUCAAGUCCAUCAGCUCCGACCUGAGGAAGGUGCACGGCGAAUUCAUCUUCCUCAUCGACCGCAGCGGCAGCAUGAGCGGGGUCAACAUCAACCGCGUGAAGGACGCCAUGGUGGUGAUUCUCAAGAGCCUCGUGCCCGGCUGCCUUUUCAACAUCAUUGGCUUCGGUUCGACGUUCAAAUCACUGUUCACAACCAGCCAGCACUAUGAGGAGGAGGUCGUGUCCCUGGCCUGUGAGUACGUCAGGAAGAUCAGAGCCGACAUGGGGGGGACCAACAUCUUGGCGCCACUCAACUGGAUCCUGAGACAGCCGAUGUUCAGCGGACACCCACGCCUGCUGUUCCUGCUCACCGACGGGGCCGUCAGCAACACAGGCAAAGUGAUGGAGCUGGUCCGCAGACACGCACGCUACCUCAGAUGCUUUACGUUCGGCAUUGGGCAGAAUGCUUGCAGGAGGCUGGUUCAGGGGCUGGCGAUGGUUUCAAAAGGGACGGCAGAGUUCCUGGCGGAGGGCGAGAGGCUGCAACCCAAGUUGAUAAAGUCGCUGAAGAAAACCAUGUCUCCAGUGCUCAGUGACAUUUCCAUCGAAUGGCUCUUCCCCGAGACUAAAGAAGUGCUGCUGUCUCCUGUGGGAAACACAUUCCUGUUUCCUGGGGACAGUCUGAUCGGAUACAGCGUGGUUUGUGACACCACCCGUUACCACGUCAACCCCAAGUCUGAUAAGAGGAGGCGAUACAGCAUGAUGCGCUCCACUGAGUCAGCCAGCUCCGUGUUCUUCCACUCUCAAGAGGAGGACCCGGUGAGGACGAGUGUGGACAGGGAGGCGCCUCUGUAUGACUCCUACCAGGACUCCAUGACGGACGGCAGCCCUGUCACCACGGAACAAGACACCUCGGGGUUGGAUAAGACGUCACCGAGAAGGCGGGCGUACAGCACCAACCAGAUAAUAGACUACAACCCAGCGAAGAAGGUCUUCACUCCCAGCGACCCCAGCUCCGUGGUCGCCAAGAAUCCACUGAGGAGAGCAAAGGUCCAGGAGCUGAUCGGUCAGAUGAGUCCAGAGCACGAGGCGCAGUGGAAGAAAGACUACCAGCCACAGUUGGCGAGUCUGUGCGCCACAUCUUCCAGAGGGCGUCCUGCCAUCUGCCAUCGGCCGCUUCCUCAGCAGGAGCCGCCGCUUCUGCAGCAGGAAGCCGACUCCGAGCCUCAUUUCCAUCUGCAGCCCCAAGACAAUCCUCUGCCCAGCGGUUUGCUGCCAGCAGCUCAAAACACCGCUGGGGAGGAUGCAUCUAGAUCCUCCACCGACAGCCCAUCUGUCGGCAGCGGCGGAGAUACAGACGGGUAUGGGCACCAGUUGUGUCAAGCAGAAACACCACAGGAGACGCACAUUUCACAUCUGGGCGCUGCCAACCACCACAGAGCCGACUGCAAGGCCGUGGUGUCCGGGCUGCUGUGCGGCAAACCCAUGAAGUGGGAGGUGUUGUUCGACAUCGAGCCGUACCUGAACGGGCGGGAACGCGAGGAAAAGGUUCACGAGGAGCUGUGGAACGAGACCUUCCACCACCUGGCCGGACACUCCAUCAUACACGACUUCGAGCACAUGGCGGAUAAGGAGUGUGAGAUCGAGCACGGCUCUGGCAGGAAGUACCAGCAUUAUGCUAUUCACACCAGCAAAGCCUGCAAUAUACUGAGCAAAUACACAGCGUUUGUUCCCAUCGACCUGGACACUAACGAGUAUUUACAGACGUGCAUUGAACACUUAAACCCUGCUGAAGGUCUGAAGAAGGGCUCACACUCCAGCUCUCGCUCGGGGAGCAGGAAGAACAAAGGUUACUCCAUCGGACUGGGUCGCUCUCAGUCUGGCGGCAUGUCGCAGGAAGCUGAGGACGUCCAACUGCUGCCGAACAGUGGAGAGGAUGGCAUCUCUCCAUGCAGCACCCCCUCCUCCUCUGGCUGGGAGAGAUGUGGCUUCACAGAGGUCGCUCAAAGGAGUCCGUCUGUGACCUCGGACCAAUCACAGAAAUCGGUGGAGAGCCUUUUUUCUGCCAGGUUGGCCCUCAGCAGAACUCGUCUCCUGACUCGAGCUGCCAAAGGCUUCAUGUGUCGAUCUCACAGCAGGUCUGGUGAUUCAAUUGGAGAAAGUGACAACGAGAACAAAGACUACAUCCCUCUGGUGUUGUUGCAGUUGGCUAGUGGUGCGUUUCCCCUCGACACAGCUUUGUGUGACGCCAUUAAUGUUCCCAUGGACAAGCUAAAGUGGACGUCCCCCUUCACCAGUCACCGCACCAGCCUCGGCCACUUGUCUCACUCCAGCAGCCGCCGCGCAGAGACUGCUGAUUACGGGCACAGAUCACCGUGCGAGCCAGAAACAUGUCAACAACCAGCAGAGCAAACUGUCGGCAUCCACAGCCCCUCUCAUCUGCCCAGGAGCGCCUGGACGGAGUUUGCUCCUUCCUCAUUGGGAAGUCCCUCCUGUGCUGCCGAGCCCCCCGUCUCCCCACACUCCACCGGGGACAGUGGUCGUAGCUCCGGCUCCGGGGGCCUUGAAGCAGUGUCGCCUGGUGGCGUGCUAAAGAGGAGGCUGAAUCCUGAGAGCAUGCUGUGGGCCACAGCCGUGGCCCUGGCCUGGCUGGAGCACAGCUCGGCCAGUUAUUUCAUUGAGUGGGAACUUGUAGCUGCCAAGGCCAGCAUGUGGUUGAGUGCGCAGGACAUCCCGGAAGGUCGAGAUUUAGCCUCCAUCAAGGCUGCUGCCAACCAGCUCUUCAUCAUCCUCAGACACUGGGAUGAGAACCUGCAACUGAACAUGCUCUGUUACAACCCUAACAGUGUCUGAGCCCCGCGAAUACAGACCACCCAAUCCCAUACGAUACUAUGCUAACUGAGGCUGUUCUGUUUUUCAUUCAGCAGUAUGUCUCUGGAGUCUGAUUUUUGCUGUCGCAGUUGUGAACAAUGUGUAUCUUCUUCUUCUGUUCGUGUGCCGUUCCUCCUAAACAUAUCACAGGCUCUUCAGAGGCACAAUGUGCAAGCUAUUACCUCGCUGGUGCCAUAUACUGUAGCUAGAUCCCUGUCAGCAAGGGGUCUAAUCAGAGUUAUGCCUCUGAUUUGAGUUUCAAGGAGAAGAAUGUCAGUAUUAAAUUAGUAGCAUGCUGGACCGCUGACCAUCAACAUUUGAGAAAAGCUCUUAAAUGUCAUCAUAUUGAUGUUAAUGGGGAAAAUGCUGCAAAAAACAUUGGUUGGAGAAAACUGCUCCGCUGAUUGAUGCAUAUACUGUUUUUACAUCCCCUGAUUGUAUUGUGAAAAACAUCUGGGUAGUUGCUAGCAGUCCAGUCUUUUCUAAUGGCUGUCACCAUCACAGUGUUCUUAAUAUUUGCCAUUUUGCUGUUCGAUUAAAGCAGAGACAGAAAAAUAUGCAAAAAAGCUAAAGAAAAUGUAAAAUACGUGUU
Messenger RNA from Paralichthys olivaceus (Japanese flounder), 5003 nucleotides. The record is from RefSeq and is a predicted model, not a curated record. Lineage: Eukaryota; Metazoa; Chordata; Actinopteri; Pleuronectiformes; Paralichthyidae.